AUGCCCUUCCCACGCGCCCUCCGCCUCCCUCGGGGCCAAGCCCUCACCACCCCCCGCCCCAAGAUCACCCGCCGCACAUACGCCUCCGACCCCUCCGCACCACCAAGCGGCGGCGGCGGCAACAACACAAUCAUGAUAAUCGGCGCCGCCCUCGGCAUCCCAGCCGCAUUCUACCUGUUCAUGGGCCGCGGCGACACGCACCCAACACCCUCGGAGAAGGACAAGCCCGCGACCCGCAAGGCGCCCGCAGGCGAGGGCAGCAUGAGCAGCAAGCAGGAGGGCCUGAGCAACGCGGACACGAGCAACCCGUACGUCAACGAGCCCGGCAAGAGUAUCACGGGCGAGGGGGAGACGGAGACGGCCAAGUUUAAGGGGACGGUUUCGCCGCAGAGGCCGCAGAAUUAG
Aspergillus mulundensis is the source of this 405-nucleotide messenger RNA. RefSeq lists its product as uncharacterized. The record is from RefSeq and is a predicted model, not a curated record. The transcript is spliced from 2 exons. Lineage: Eukaryota; Fungi; Ascomycota; Eurotiomycetes; Eurotiales; Aspergillaceae. Bases 1 to 405 code for a protein of 134 amino acids.